Messenger RNA from Linum tenue, 3583 nucleotides. The record is from the annotation of a GenBank genome assembly. Lineage: Eukaryota; Viridiplantae; Streptophyta; Magnoliopsida; Malpighiales; Linaceae.
CGGACAACUGAGCUCAGCAAACGCAUAUAAAUCGCCGGUUCUCCGCCGCUGCACAUUUUUACUCGGCUUACGGAACACCCAAACAGAGACGACGAGAGUGAGUGGUAAAACUAGCAGUCACAGAGAGAGAGAGAGAAGAGAGAGCUUAGAGGCCUGCAAUUUUGAACUCUGGCGAGUAACGCAGUGAAGAGAAUUGAGAAAUAAGAAGUAGUUAGGGAAGGUUUACAGGCUGAAAAGCUAUUCCUGAUUGUUUGGCGGGAAAAUCUGUGACUGUCACGUUAGUCCUGAUAGUCUCUAACUCACUCCGAUCAUCCGUUACGGGAGAACAAGACUUGGCUUCACCUUCAAUUCGAUCAUGGUGGAGCCGGAGGCUUCGCGCGGCCGAGCCAGUUUCUGGACUCAGGCUGAUGCUCUACUCAGAAAGAACUUAACCUACCAGAAACGGAAUGCCAAGACGAACUGUCGUCUCAUUUCAUUUCCAUUCAUACUAUGCAUUCUCCUUGUUCUUGGUCAGAAUCUGGUUAAUAAGCAGUUAGACAACGAGAAGUACAAGUGUGGCUGUGCAUGCGUUGAUACAAAUGGCGAUGGGAAGUGCGAGGAAGUUUGUGGGUUGCAGUACUCAAAUUCGGAUCAAGCUGCCUCCUGCCCUAUUACAAAUCCCCCAGAAUGGCCUGCCAUUUUACAAGUUCCCGCACCUGAGUAUCGAGCAGUGAAAUCUAGUUUCAUUCCGUUUAGAGACUUGCCAGAUGAGUCUUGCCGGCUCACGGGGAACUGUCCUGCAACUGUGCUUGUCACGGGGAACAAUCAGUCUCUUGGAGAAAGUGUGGCUGGAAACAUGUUCAGCAGUUCUCCCAGAGUCAACUUCUCAACCAUGACAGACCUUUUAGCCAGCUCAGUAAUUGGAUCAGAUACAGAGACUGAAUCCAAUAAUUUUGUUGACCCUGCUUUUAUUGAUGAUUCUCCGCUUUACAAUGUGCAACCUCAGUGUGGAACUAAUUCUUCAUUCUCUCUGAAUCUCAGUUUGCCAAUCAUUGAUUUCCAGAAAGAGGUGCAAUGUGUUCAAGGUCUGCACUUGUGGCGCAAUAGUGCAUCUGAUAUAAAUGAUGAGCUAUACAAAGGUUAUUACAAGGGGAAUCCAGAGGAGAAGAUAAAUGAGAUAACUGCUGCAUAUGAUUUCUUGAACUCUAAUGGGAAUAAUUUUAAUGUGAGCAUCUGGUACAACUCUACGCAUAAGGAUGAGGAUGCUCCUGGUUCAUUCAACUUGCUGCGUGUUCCACGCAUGAUUAAUCUGAGUAAUAUAACCGAUGUUGAAGUAGUACAUCUACAGGUCUCAAAUGCAUAUCUGCAGCUCUUAAAAGGGCCCAGUGCAAGAAUGUCACUUGAGUUUGUCAAAGAAAUGCCGAAACCUGAAACUCACUUCCGGUUGGAUCUCUCAUCUAUUCUGGGCACACUCUUUUUUACAUGGGUCAUUCUACAGCUAUUCCCUGUGAUUUUGACAUCACUGGUAUACGAGAAGCAGCAAAGACUAAGGAUUAUGAUGAAAAUGCAUGGGCUGGGUGAUGGGCCUUAUUGGAUGAUUUCAUAUGCAUACUUCUUCGCAAUAUCAUUGUUGUAUAUGUUGGUUUUCGUGAUAUUUGGUUCAGUGAUAGGUUUGAAGUUCUUUACACUGAACGACUACAGCAUCCAGUUUGUGUUCUACUUCAUCUAUAUCAAUCUUCAAAUCUCUUUGGCAUUUCUAGUCGCAGCGUUCUUCUCAAAUGUAAAAACUGCUACAGUUGUUUCCUACAUAUGCGUUUUUGGAACCGGACUUCUAGGUGGUUUUCUUUAUCAGAACUUCCUUGAGGAUGCAUCAUUUCCACGAGGCUGGCUAAAGGUGCUAGAGUUGUAUCCUGGAUUCUCUCUGUAUCGUGGGCUAUACGAGUUUGCCCAGUAUUCUCUAACAGGGAACAAUACAGGAACUGAUGGGAUGCGCUGGGAAGAUUUGAAUGACAGUGAAAAUGGGAUGAAAGAACUCUUCAUUAUCAUGACUGUGGAGUGGAUUGUGGCACUUUUCGUGGCAUAUUACCUGGACCAAGUGUUGACAUCUGGGAAAAGUCCUUUAUUUUUCUUCAGGAACUUUGGGAAGAAACGCCCUGGAUCUUUCCGUGUGCCUAGUCUGAAAAGACAGGGAUCUAAAGUUUUCGUAAAUCUGGAGAAACCUGAUGUUAUCCAAGAGAGAGAAAAGGUAGAGCAAUUGCUUCUAGAACCAAAUGCAACUCAUGCAAUUGUUUGUGACAACCUCAGAAAGGUGUAUCCAGGGAGAGAUGGAAACCCAGCAAAGUUGGCGGUGAAAGGAUUGUCACUUGCGUUACCUAGAGGGGAGUGCUUCGGUAUGCUUGGUCCAAAUGGAGCAGGAAAGACAUCGUUCAUUAGUAUGAUGAUUGGGCUCACGAAGCCUAGCUCGGGCACAGCAUAUGUUCAAGGUUUGGACAUACGGACCCAGAUGGAUUAUGUUUACACCAACAUUGGGGUGUGCCCCCAGCAUGACCUGCUCUGGGAAACUUUGACGGGAAGGGAGCACCUGUUAUUCUAUGGAAGACUAAAGAAUCUGAAGGGUUCCGCCUUGACAAGAGCAGUAGAAGAUUCUCUUAGAAGCUUAAAUCUUUUUAACGGAGGGGUUGCUGACAAACAAGCUGGGAAGUAUAGUGGAGGCAUGAAGAGGAGGCUCAGUGUCGCCAUAUCACUGAUCGGGGAUCCCAAGGUAUGCCAGAGUCUCCUUUCGCUGUUUUGCAUAAAUGACCCUUUACAUAUUCUUGUUUCCAGUUUGUACAAUAUCAUCAAUCUUGGCAACUGGUGCAAGGUUGUGUAUAUGGAUGAACCGAGCACUGGAUUGGACCCUGCUUCAAGAAGUUGUUUAUGGAAUGUUCUGAAGCGUGCAAAGCAAGACCGAGCCAUUAUUCUCACCACGCACUCGAUGGAAGAAGCUGAGGCUCUUUGUGACCGGUUGGGAAUUUUCGUCGAUGGUGGCUUGCAGUGUAUAGGGAACCCAAAAGAGCUGAAGGCCAGAUAUGGAGAGACAUAUGUGUUCACGAUGACGACGUCAGCAGACCACGAGGAAGCAGUGGGGCAGAUGGUAGGCCGGCUUUCCCCGAGUGCUGAGAGAACGUACCAUUUAUCUGGAACGCAGAAGUUUGAGAUGCCAAAACAGGAAGUGAGAAUUGCAGAUGUGUUCCGGGCAGUUGAGAUUGCCAAAACCGAGUUCCCGGUUUUCGCUUGGGGCAUCUCGGACACUACCUUGGAGGACGUCUUUAUCAAGGUGGCGACUGCUGCUGCUUAGCCAAAGCAACCAUUAGUUGAUUGGUUUUUCUUUUAUCAGCCUAGUUGCUUGAUAGCCAAGUAAUUAUUACCCCAGUUCUGUAUUUAUUCCCUUUCAGUAAUAAAACAGAUUAAUAGAAAGUUUUUGGAUAUAGAUAAUUAAAAGAAUCGAGCCUGAAAAUUAGAACGUACCUAGGUCAUCAUUUUGAAGAUUUAGAAUUUGUGAAUCUUAUAUUAAAGAUUGGCGAAUAAGGGUUUGGUUUAGCAAUACACCAUUUAUUUCAAUAGA